AUGCCUCCCAUUUACCAACCUGAUCCCAGUACGAACGCCGCCGGCCUCGGGGUUGGGAGAGUCUAUGAUAUCCUCGUCAAGGCUUCAAUCCCAGCGAGAAUGCCCGCCGCUGAGAUCGUCCGAGAUAUGAUAAAUCCGCGAAAACGCAAAUUGUCCAAUGUCGUUCCUCGUUUUCUGAACCACAAGCUGAAGGACUUCGGACUUAGUCACGACAAAGCACGAACGUGGCCCGGCGUGCUCGAAUGCAUCGACAUUUGCAGCCUCCAAACAGCCUCCAACUCGCCCUCCACCCGCCGGACUUUGCUAGAGUGCUCAGCGAGAAGUUCACAAUACAGUCGUGCAUCUGCAUCUGGAAAGUCGCGAUCGGCUUCUUACUGA
Molecule: messenger RNA, 378 nt
Organism: Coprinopsis cinerea okayama7#130
Lineage: Eukaryota; Fungi; Basidiomycota; Agaricomycetes; Agaricales; Psathyrellaceae
Exons: 6
Coding region: 1-378 (125 amino acids)
Source: RefSeq, a predicted model, not a curated record